Molecule: messenger RNA, 1141 nt
Organism: Trichoderma virens Gv29-8
Lineage: Eukaryota; Fungi; Ascomycota; Sordariomycetes; Hypocreales; Hypocreaceae
Exons: 2
Coding region: 1-999 (332 amino acids)
Biological process (GO): heme biosynthetic process
Cellular component (GO): cytoplasm
Molecular function (GO): hydroxymethylbilane synthase activity
Source: RefSeq, a predicted model, not a curated record
AUGACGGAAAAUUCUCAAGCCCAGCCGCCGCUGCGGAUUGGCACUCGGAGGUCAAAUCUGGCCGUUAUCCAGGCUGAGGGUAUCCGCGCCAGCCUGCAGAAAGUUGCACCAGACCGAACAUAUGAGAUUGAGGCACUGCACACUCUUGGCGAUAAAGAUAAAUCCACAGAGCUUUACAACUUUGGGGCAAAGAACCUAUGGACGGCUGAGCUGGAAGAAAAACUUACCUCUGGGGAAUUGGAUGUCAUCGUUCAUUGUCUCAAAGAUAUGCCGACAAGGCUUCCUGACUCAUGCGAUUUGGCAGCCAUUCCUCUCCGUGAUGACCCUCGUGAUGCUCUGAUUAUUAAGGCGGGUUUGCCAUAUACCAGCCUCAAGACACUGCCCGAAGGCGCGAUUAUUGGCACUUCAUCGGUGCGGCGAUCUGCGCAGCUCCGUCGUCUUUAUCCUCAUCUUCGCUUUGCCAACCUGCGCGGCAACGUGGAAACUCGGCUUGCCAAGGUUGACAAUCCUGAGAGCGAGUAUACUUGCAUGAUCAUGUCCGCAGCUGGCCUUGAGCGAGUUGGUCUCAAGCAUCGCAUCAAUCAGUAUCUGGGCUCCAAGGACGGAGGCAUCUUACACGCAGUUGGCCAGGGAGCUCUCGGCCUGGAGAUCCGGAAGGGAGACGCCAAGGUCUUGGAAUUGUUGGACCAAUUGGCUGAUGAGAAGUCGACUCUGGCUUGUCUUGCUGAGCGAUCUCUGUUGUAUACUCUCGAAGGCGGCUGCACUGUCCCUAUUGGUGUUGAGACGGAGUGGGUUGACGAAUCAAAGCAUGUUCUGAGGAUGAGAGCAAUUGUUGUUAGUCUUGACGGCACUCAAAGUGUUGAAGACUCUAUCGAUGCAACGGUGAAUACCAACGACGAAGCCAAGGCACUUGGACGGGAAUUGGCCGAAAGACUGGUGAAGGCUGGUGCGGAGGCAAUUUUGAAAGAGAUUAAUGCCACCCGACCACCCAAGGAUUGAUGUUAUGAUUGCUUCCCGUAUAGAUAGCGGUGUACAAAUUAUGGAUAGAAUACCCUCCUCAUAAAUCACGCAUAGAAUAAGCAAACUUUUUUAACUGUAGACUCUAUUUAUCUCUUACUUGCUAGAUAUGCAUUCUACUACC